AUGGGGUUCCUGCUGGUGCUCUUCCUGGUCUUCUUUGCGCCACUGCUACUGUUCGUCGCAUGGCUUGCAGCUUCAUCUUGUCUCGGUAACCGCCUUCGAUCCCGCGAAGCCGGACUAGAUGCCUAUGGCUCGAGCUAUCUUCGAACCAUGGCCAACUCUGGGCCCGCCAUGUCGGAGCAGAUCGAGAUGGACGAUAUGCUAGCAGAACCAGGAAUCCGUCGCCAUUUCGAGGAAGACGAUUGA
Messenger RNA from Penicillium nucicola, 243 nucleotides. RefSeq lists its product as uncharacterized. The coding region runs from base 1 to 243 and encodes 80 amino acids. Lineage: Eukaryota; Fungi; Ascomycota; Eurotiomycetes; Eurotiales; Aspergillaceae. The transcript is spliced from 2 exons. The record is from RefSeq and is a predicted model, not a curated record.